Messenger RNA from Lampris incognitus (smalleye Pacific opah), 2672 nucleotides. RefSeq names its product N-acetylneuraminic acid synthase a (gene nansa). Bases 137 to 1216 code for a protein of 359 amino acids. Lineage: Eukaryota; Metazoa; Chordata; Actinopteri; Lampriformes; Lampridae. The record is from RefSeq and is a predicted model, not a curated record. Gene Ontology annotation, molecular function: N-acylneuraminate-9-phosphate synthase activity. Gene Ontology annotation, biological process: carbohydrate biosynthetic process. The transcript has 6 exons.
UCCGGCUGUAUGCGGAACCUUGACACCGGUUCACAGGGUAGCGCUUUUAACGUCGGCUGCUCUCACUGUGUCCCAGUGUAAUUCUCUUUCUGGUCGUUUCCUUUCCGAGCGUUUCAUUCGCCUCGUCGUUGUCAAAAUGCCUUUAAAGUUUGAACUCUGUCCCGGCAGAAUGGUCGGAGGCUCCCACCCAUGCUUCAUCAUCGCUGAAAUUGGACAAAACCAUCAGGGAGACAUGGAGAUUGCCAAGAAAAUGAUCAAGAUGGCCAAGGAGUGUGGAGCUGACUGUGCCAAAUUCCAGAAAAGUGAGUUAGACCACAAGUUUAACAAGAAAGCCUUGGAGCGUCCAUACACGUCUAAGCACUCAUGGGGGAAAACCUACGGAGAACACAAGCGCCAUCUAGAGCUCAGCCACGAGCAGUACAGGGAGCUGCAAAAAUAUGCUAAAGAGGUUGGCAUCUUCUUCACCGCCUCAGGAAUGGAUGAGAUGGCGGUGGAGUUCCUCCAUGAGCUCAACGUGCCUUUUUUCAAAGUUGGCUCCGGAGACACCAACAACUUCCCUUAUCUGGAGAAGACAGCAAAGAAAGGUCGUCCCAUGGUGGUGUCCAGCGGGAUGCAGUCCAUGGAGACAAUGCGGCGGGUCUACCAGAUGGUGAAGCAGCACAACCCAAACUUUGCCAUCCUGCAGUGUACCAGUGCCUACCCUCUGGAAGCCGAGGAUGUCAACCUCCGAGUUAUCAUGGAAUACCAGAAGGAAUUCCCUGACAUUCCCAUUGGCUAUUCUGGCCAUGAGUCUGGGAUUUCCAUCUCAGUGGCUGCCGUGGCUCUGGGAGCAAAGAUUGUGGAGCGUCAUGUGACCUUGGACAAGACGUGGAAAGGAACCGACCAUGAAGCCUCCCUGGAUCCCUCAGAGCUGGCAGAGCUGGUCAGGUCCAUCAGACUGGUGGAGAGGGCUUUGGGUACUGGCCUCAAGCAGAUGUUACCCUGCGAGAAGCCAUGCCAUGACAAGCUGGGUAAAUCUGUGGUGGCCAAGGUGAAGAUCGCCAAGGCCACAGCCCUGACUCUGGACAUGUUGACGGUGAAAGUGGCCGAACCGAAGGGGGUUCCUCCAGAGGAGAUCUUCCAGCUGGUCGGGAAGGUUGUGACUGAGGACAUUGAGGAGGAUGAGAGCAUCGUCCCGGAGAUCUUGGACAACUAUGGGAAGAAGACUAAGUGCUGAGAAAAUAAUUGAACCUUAGAAAAUUCAAAUACUAUGUAAUACUACUCGGCCAAAUGAUGCCUUUACCUCAUUGGUGCCCUGGGUUUAAUCCUAAAAAACAAUAAAUUUUUCAAUCUGCAAAACCCACGUAUUUGGAAUAAACAGGGUGGGUUUUGCAAAUAAGCUCUCACCAAAAUGGGAUGAGAAACUUGGUUGUAAGUUUAACACUGUGGUCAUUAAGUGUACAACAGUGCUCUUUAGGAAGACUCAAAGCUAGUGCAACCCGUCUGCUGAACACACAUCAUGCACUAUAGUGUCUCCAGACACUGUACCACAAUGAAUGGAAAUACACUGUGGGGAAACUACUACCAUUCUCACCAUCCAAAACUGAUAUUGAGCAUCUUAGCCAAAUAUUAGGCAUAUUCUUCACAAAACACUCACUUAAUUUGAUCUUCCAGGCACACAAAAAAAAAAAACCACACUGAAAAGUUUAAAUUCCUUUUCAACUGUAAAACCAACCAAACCAAGUCCCUCAUUUUAAGCUAUUGAAAAUAUGACAUUAAAAUAUCAGAAUCAUGUUUAUUUGACUCCAAUUUCAUGGCCCUCUGUGUAUUUAACAUAGAAUAACAACACUACAACACAACAAUCUUCAGAUAUAUACACAAGGAUUUACUUUUACAGAAAAAAUAAGAGGUGAUAAGGUGCAAUGGUGCAAAUAUAUCAGAUACUGAAAUAGAUGUUUGCAGGUUACAUACAUACCUGAGGUAGAUGGACAGGACAGAGCGUACCAGUAUACCUACAAUGUACAGUAUAAUAUGGAUAAGACCUUCCUGAUGUGCCAACUCAUCAAGUGAGUGGCAAUACACCACCCUGCUCAGGAUUCAACACAAAAGCUACAUUACAUCUGCAGCAGAGAUAGAAAUAUUUACUAUUCAUCUAUGGCUGUAUUGGGGGUGUCUAUUAUUUACAAUGUGUCAAAAGCCACAGUGUACAAUUCCCAGAGUGACAUCAGGGAAUCGCACUACAUACGUAUUUUACUUACAGGUCAGCUUCUGUUGGAAGUGUCAGCCCCUCAAAGCCACAACCUCCCCGUUUCAUGGCGGUUUCUCCAUCAGCUCACUCAGUGCCUAGCAAAGUGGGAACAGGAGAGAAGUAUCUUAACAUUGUCCUGUUAACCCACUUUUGAGUAAAGGCCUGGACACCUGAGAUGUGUACAGUUAAGGGUUAGGGAUGCAUAUGUUUUUUUUUUCCUUUCUCAUACUUUGGUGUAACGGUCUGGACAUUUGAGAUGUGUACAGUUAAGGGUUAGGUAUGCAUAUGUUUUUUUUUCUUUCUCAUAGUUUGAAGUUGAUUACAAAAUGCUGUGUGCUAUUUAAUCAGUGUCUCCCUGACAGUAUGAAAGAAAAACGGUUAAGACUGAGGUGUAUUGUUUACAUGUUGGUGGAUAUUUGGACAAGGAAUAAAAAUAAUGAUGCAG